Molecule: messenger RNA, 1782 nt
Organism: Ceratotherium simum simum (southern white rhinoceros)
Lineage: Eukaryota; Metazoa; Chordata; Mammalia; Perissodactyla; Rhinocerotidae
Gene: GPR84
Product: G protein-coupled receptor 84
Biological process (GO): neuropeptide signaling pathway
Cellular component (GO): plasma membrane
Molecular function (GO): urotensin II receptor activity
Source: RefSeq, a predicted model, not a curated record
GGGGGCUACGGCAGCAUCCUGAAUACAGAGAGGGGACUCCUGGGUGGUCUUAGGGGACAGGGAAGGAAUCUAGAAAGGUUGGAGGGUGCCGGGGUUACUGAGAGUAUCUGGAUGGAUAUUGAAGAGACCUGGAGUUUGUAGUGGACAGAGACUAAGAGGUAUUUAGAUAAGAAUUUGGGAAAAUCUUUGAGAAUGGGAAAGGACUAAGAGAGUUUAAGGAGAGGGUUGGAGAUCUUGGAAUGAAGAGGCCUGGGAAUGGCUUGGGAGAGGUGAGCUCCGGAGCAGUUCAGGUGUCCAAGGGCCCAGAGUUGUUCACGAGAUCUAGAUUCGAGGUCGGGUAGUGACGCCUUCUUCUUCUUCCCCCGCCCCUCUUCAGCCUCCAUCAUGUGGAACAUCUCUGAUGCCAACUUCUCCUGCUAUCAUGAGUCUGUGGUUGGCUAUCGUUACGUUGCAGUUACCUGGGGGGUGAUGGUGGCUGUGACGGGCACCGUGGGCAACGUGCUCACCUUGCUGGCCUUGGCCAUCCAGCCCAAGCUCCGUACCCGCUUCAACCUGCUCAUCGCCAACCUCUCAGUGGCCGAUCUGCUCUACUGCACCCUUCUCCAGCCCUUCUCCGUGGACACCUACCUGCACCUGCGCUGGCGCACCGGCGCCACCUUCUGCAGAUUGUUUGGGCUCCUCCUCUUUGCGGCCAACUCUGUCUCCAUCCUCACUCUCUGCCUUAUAGCCCUGGGACGCUACCUCCUCAUCGCCCACCCUAAGCUCUUUCCCAAAGUUUUCAGUGCCAAGGGGAUAGUGCUGGUGCUGGUGGGCACCUGGGUGGUGGGUGUGGCCAGUUUUGCCCCCCUCUGGCCCAUCUAUAUCUUGGUGCCCGUAGUUUGCACCUGCAGCUUUGACCGCAUCCGAGGCCGGCCCUACACCACCAUCCUCAUGGGCAUCUACUUUGUGCUUGGGCUCAGCAGCGUCGGCAUCUUUUACUGCCUCAUCCACCGCCAGGUGAAGCGAGCGGCACAGGCGCUGGAUCAGUACCAGCUGCGCCAGGCAAGCAUCCGCUCCAACCACGUGGCUGGGACAGAGGACGCCAUGCCUGGUCAUUUCCAGGAGCUGGACAGCGGGCUGGCAUCAGGAGGGCCCAGUGAGGGGAUUUCUUCUGAGCCAGUCAGCGCUGCCACUACCCAGACCCUGGAAGGGGACUCCUCAGAAGUGUGGGACCAGAGCAACAGCAAGGUAGCUAAACAGAUGGCAGAGAAAAACUCUUCAAGAGCACCUGCCAAGGCCAGGCCAACUAAAGGAGCCCAGAAAGCUCAGGACUCACCAUCAGAGUUUGGGAAGGUGACUCGGAUGUGUUUUGCUGUGUUCCUUUGCUUUGCCCUGAGCUACAUCCCUUUCUUGCUGCUCAACAUCCUGGAUGCCAAGGUCCAGGCCCCCCGGGUUGUCCACAUGCUUGCUGCCAACCUCACCUGGCUCAAUGGUUGCAUCAACCCUGUGCUCUAUGCAGCCAUGAACCGCCAGUUCCGCCAAGCCUACAGCUCCCUCCUAAAACGAGGGCCCCAGAGUUUCCGUAGGUUCUAUUAGACCUGUGUCCCCAGUCGCCAGAAUCUGGGACCGUCUCCUCCAGGACUAAAGUGGCCAGCUGAUGCGGGAGUAGAUGAAAUGUCUGUGGGCAUUUUUAUAGACAACCUCCCCCCAACCCCCAAACCAGACUUCUCCAUCCCCUGCUCAAUGUUUCCGUCCUAGGCUGCCCAAGGUGCAUUAUUAAUUAUUAAUAAAUGAAUUUCAUCC